AUGGCGUCCAUAGAGCUCAACGAGAAAUAUGACCACUAUGACUACCCCAUUGAGGGGCCCGAGCCUCUCGAGGGUCACAACGGAAACUUGAAGCCCGAUCAGCAGGCCAAGAUUCACCAGCUGCGUAUGAUGCUUGAGGCGGAGGGUGUCACCGAGCGCCUGGAUUCACUGACUCUGCUGCGAUUCCUCCGAGCACGAAAGUUCGACGUUGAGCUUGCCAAGCAGAUGUUCCUCGACACCGAGAAGUGGCGCGCUGAGACCAAGCUUGACGAGAUCCUUCCCACCUGGGACUACCCCGAGAAGCCUGAGAUCUCCAAAUACUACAAGCAGUUCUACCACAAGAUUGACAACGAUGGACGCCCCGUUUACAUCGAGACCCUCGGCGGCAUCGACCUGACGGCCAUGUACAAGAUCUCGACUGCUGAGCGCAUGCUGACCAACCUUGCUGUCGAGUACGAGCGCGUGGCUGACCCGCGUCUGCCUGCCUGCUCCCGCAAGGCUGGCCACCUCCUCGAGACGUGCUGCACCAUCAUGGAUCUCAAGGGCGUCACCCUCACAAAGGUCCCCCAGGUCUACUCAUACGUCAAGCAGGCGUCUGUCAUUUCCCAGAACUACUACCCCGAGCGUCUGGGCAAGCUGUUCCUGAUCAAUGCCCCCUGGGGCUUCUCAACUGUCUGGGGUGUUGUCAAGGGCUGGUUGGACCCUGUCACCGUCAAGAAGAUCAACAUCCUCGGAAGCAGCUACCAGAGCGAGCUGAAGAAGCACAUCCCCGCUGAGAACAUCCCCAAGGAGUUUGGCGGUACCUGCGAAUGUGCGGGUGGCUGCGAGAACAGCGAUGCCGGCCCAUGGCACGAUCCUCAGUGGGCUAAGCCUGCCAAGUGGGAGAAGGCUGGUGCCACUGCCACCACCACUGCCCCUGCUCCCGUUGUUGCCGAGGAGGUCGUCGCUACUGAUGCGGCACCUGCUGCGGCUUAA
This is a messenger RNA of Trichoderma gamsii, 975 nucleotides long. RefSeq lists its product as hypothetical. NCBI's taxonomy places the organism in Eukaryota, Fungi, Ascomycota, Sordariomycetes, Hypocreales, Hypocreaceae. The transcript is spliced from 4 exons. Bases 1 to 975 code for a protein of 324 amino acids. The record is from RefSeq and is a predicted model, not a curated record.